GAUUAUAAUUUAAGAAGAAUUUUUGACGCGUACCUGGAUUAUAAUUCAAGAAGAAUUUUUCGUUGGAUAGUAAAAGCAGCGGUAACAAAAGGUGUAUCGGCAGCGACAAAGAUAACUAAAAAAACAGCUAAAGCCGUAGCGGAUGGGGUUAAAAAGGUAGGGUUGACAAAGGCAAAAAAGGCAGGUGAAAAGGCAGGGAAAAAAAUAAAAGUGAUAAAGGUCGUGAAAAAGGUUAAAAAAGCAGCAAAUAAAGUGGAAGAGGAAGGGCAAAAAGAAAGCAACAUGAAAGGGGCACAAGAAACAGUGAAAAAAGUAGUAAAAGAAAUUACAAAAGAUAAAGCACAGAAAGCGGCAGAGGCGGGUAUAGAAGCAGCCAACAAGAUCGUCAAAGUUAUAGUUCCGCAAUAUAAUCCAGGUUCACAGAAGCACGCGCUAAGCUUACAAGAGAGAGUGAUUGAGGUAGCGGGAAACCAUAUAAUAUCGGAUUUAGGCAUAGAUCCCGAAAAUCAAACCGUUAAUUCAGAAGAGGAAAGCGAAAAUUCAGAAGAGGAAAGCGAGUAUUCAGAAGAGCAAAGCGAAAAUUCAGAAGAGUAAAAUGUAAAUUCAGAAGAGAAAAUCUACUGAGCGGCUGAAUGCGCGGGCUACGCAAAAGUGUUUGUUAGAUUUAGAAUGAUCCAAGUAUAGCAUUAAAUUAAAUUAAAUGAUCAUUUAUUUGACGAUUUAAAGGAUCAUGCCGAAUUCGGUAAGCAGGAAGUGAAAAAAUAGUUUAUUUAUUAAAAAGUAAACAAGUAUUAAAUCUUAACCUAUGACUGCCACACUAGGCUAUGACUGUGUUGUAACUAGACACUAGAGUCAGAGUGGAAGCAAUACUAAUUGAAUUACAUCCUACGCUGAA
This is a messenger RNA of Cydia pomonella (codling moth), 895 nucleotides long. RefSeq lists its product as uncharacterized. The coding region runs from base 283 to 594 and encodes 103 amino acids. Lineage: Eukaryota; Metazoa; Arthropoda; Insecta; Lepidoptera; Tortricidae. The transcript has 3 exons. The record is from RefSeq and is a predicted model, not a curated record.